AUCCAUCCUCGACAAAAAGGUUCGGGGGAGAAGCGCACACACACCUUCUGUAGGAGAGAGCACAGCAGAAAUGGCGACCCUCUCCAUGGUCUCCGGCCCCGUCGCCACCUCGUCCCUCCCCUUCCCCACCCGCCGCCGCGCCUCCUCCGUCUCCUUCCCCGCCCCCAAGAAGGGAGGCCUUGGCCACGGUGGCCUGAAGAUCGAGUGCAUCCGUAUCGGUGGUGUUGAGAUUCCCAACCACAAGAGGGUGGAGUACUCGCUGCAGUACAUCCACGGCAUUGGACGGACGCGCUCCCGCCAGAUCCUUCUGGACCUCAGCUUCGACAACAAGGUCACCAAGGACCUCUCCGAGGAGGAGGUCAUCACCCUCCGUAAGGAGGUCACCAAGUACAUGAUUGAGGGAGACCUUAAACGGUUCAACCGUGUGGCGAUCGAGAGGAUGAAGGAGAUCAGGUGCUACAAGGGCAUCCGGCACAAGCUCGGGCUCCCGGUCCGUGGCCAGAGGACGAAGAACAACUGCAGGACGCUCAAGGGAAAGAGGGCUCCAGUUGCCAAGAAGAAGUCAGCUGGAUCCGAAGAAUAGUGACAUUGCCAUGUAUUUACCUUGCGUUUAGUUUUUGUGUGCACUCCAUAAUGGCGGCGUCACCGCUCGGUGCUCCAUUGCCAAGUUUCCGUUCUGUCGUAGAUGAAAAUUAUGUGGGAUGUGGUCAGAUGCUGCAAAAGUUUAUAGCCAUGACAUCUUUUCUCUUA
Lolium perenne is the source of this 750-nucleotide messenger RNA. RefSeq names its product small ribosomal subunit protein uS13c. Gene Ontology annotation, cellular component: small ribosomal subunit; ribosome; mitochondrion. Lineage: Eukaryota; Viridiplantae; Streptophyta; Magnoliopsida; Poales; Poaceae. Gene Ontology annotation, molecular function: structural constituent of ribosome; RNA binding. The record is from RefSeq and is a predicted model, not a curated record. Gene Ontology annotation, biological process: translation.